AUGUUGUCAUUCUGUCCACAUUGCUCUAAUAUGCUACUAAUUUCAGAAAGCGGCGAGGGAUUCAAUCGGUUUCAGUGCCCUACUUGCCCAUAUGAGUUCAAAAUAGAAGGUUUUAAAAUGUAUGAUAGAAAAAUGUUUACGAGAAAAGAAGUUGACGAUGUCCUUGGGGGAGCAAACGCAUGGGACAACGUGGAUCAAACAACAGUUCAAUGUCCCGUUGAUUCCUGUGGGGCUACAAAAGCUUACUUUUUCCAGUUACAAAUCAGAUCUGCUGAUGAACCUAUGACGACGUUUUACAAAUGUGUAAAGUGCUCAAACCAGUGGAGGGAAAACUAA
Messenger RNA from Priceomyces carsonii, 336 nucleotides. RefSeq names its product DNA-directed RNA polymerase III core subunit (gene RPC11). The coding region runs from base 1 to 336 and encodes 111 amino acids. Gene Ontology annotation, cellular component: RNA polymerase III complex. Gene Ontology annotation, biological process: termination of RNA polymerase III transcription; DNA-templated transcription. The record is from RefSeq and is a predicted model, not a curated record. The transcript has a single exon. NCBI's taxonomy places the organism in Eukaryota, Fungi, Ascomycota, Pichiomycetes, Serinales, Debaryomycetaceae. Gene Ontology annotation, molecular function: nucleic acid binding; zinc ion binding.